UAACCAUCAUUGGCGCCGCGAUUGGGCUGAACGCUGCCUUCCUCAGCAUCAUCACCGAGUGGCUAUCUGACAUCAAACUGGGCUACUGCACAACCCACUUCUAUUUGAACGAGGACUUUUGCUGUUGGGGGGACGACAAUGGCUGCGCCGACUGGCACCGGUGGACCGGCCUUGAACCCAUCAACUAUAUCGUGUACAUCAUCUUCGCGGUCCGUCGACGUCCGCCGCUCUCUCGGGGACUUCCGACGCUGACAUUGAUUUCAGACACUGUUCGCCCUCACCGCUGCCACCCUCGUCAAGUCAUACGCUCCAUACGCCGCCGGCUCCGGCAUCUCCGAGAUCAAGUGCAUCAUCGCCGGCUUCGUCAUGAAAGGCUUCCUCGGCUUCUGGACGCUGGUUAUCAAGUCCCUGGCUUUACCCCUUGCCAUCGCGUCUGGGCUCUCUGUUGGGAAAGAAGGGCCCAGCGUUCACUACGCUGUCUGCACCGGCAACGUCAUCUCGAGGCUGUUUGACAAAUACCGGCGGAAUGCUUCCAAAACCCGCGAGGUACUUAGUGCCUGCGCGGCUGCUGGCGUGGCCGUCGCCUUCGGUAGCCCAAUCGGCGGCGUGCUCUUCUCGCUCGAGGAGAUGUCGAGCUAUUUCCCGCUGAAAACACUAUGGCGGAGCUACUUCUGUGCCCUGGUUGCCACAGCCGUCCUGGCCGCCAUGAAUCCCUUCCGCACCGGUCAGCUGGUCAUGUUCCAAGUCAAAUACGACCGGUCGUGGCACUUCUUCGAGGUCCUGUUUUACAUCAUCAUUGGUGUUUUCGGUGGCUUGUACGGCGCCUUCGUCAUGAAAUGGAAUCUGAGAGUGCAAGCGUUCCGAAAGAAAUACCUGGCCAACUACGCUAUCCUCGAGGCGACGCUGCUGGCCGUCGCCACCGCCGUCGUCUGCUAUCCUAACGCUUUCUUGCGAAUCGAAAUGACUGAGAGCAUGAAAGUCCUGUUCCGGGAAUGCGAAGGCGCCGAGGACUAUCAUGGACUUUGCCAACCCGAGCACCGCGUCAGGAAUGUUUUCUCCCUGAUCCUGGCCACGCUCAUUCGGAUAUUCUUCGUCAUAAUAUCCUACGGCUGCAAGGUCCCCGCCGGCAUCUUCGUGCCCUCCAUGGCCAUUGGCGCGUCGUUCGGGCGGACUGUCGGAAUUAUCGUCCAGGUACUGCACGAGGCAAACCCCAAGAGCGUCUUCUUCUCCUCCUGCGCGCCGGACGUUCCCUGCAUCACGCCCGGCACAUACGCCUUCCUUGGCGCGGCAGCGGCCCUGAGCGGCAUCAUGCACAUCACGGUCUCCGUGGUCGUCAUCAUGUUCGAACUGACCGGUGCCCUCACCUAUAUCCUUCCCACGAUGAUCGUAGUUGGCGUCACCAAAGCCGUCAGCGAGCUAUUUGGCAAGGGCGGCAUCGCUGACCGCAUGAUUUGGUUCAGCGGCAUGCCGUACCUCGACAACAAGGAAGAGCACAACUUUGGUGUCCCCGUCUCGCACGCUAUGAUCUCCGACGUCGUCUCGAUCCCAUCCAGCGGCAUGACCCUCAAGGCAGUCGAACGUCUUCUCACUAAAGACAACUACCAAGGCUUCCCGAUCGUUGAAGACGAAACCUCCAAGAUCCUCCUAGGCUACAUAGGCCGCACCGAGCUCCGCUACGCCGUGGACCGUGCCAAGCGCGAGCGCACCCUCAGCCCCCUGGCGAAAUGCACAUUUGCUCCCCCCCGCAAUCCCGGCACGACAGGCACCACCACCGCCGCUACCACGCCGAUUAUUUCUUCUUCCUCCUCAUCCUCCUUCCCGUCAGCCCCGUUAGACUACGCCACCUCCGCCUCCACAACAAUAGACUUCACCCCAUACAUCGACACCACUCCGCUCACGGUCCACCCGCGCCUGCCCCUGGAGACAGUCAUGGAGCUCUUCCGCAAGAUCGGACCCCGCGUCAUUCUCAUCGAGCACCGCGGCCGUCUGACCGGUUUGGUGACAGUCAAAGACUGCCUCAAGUACCAGUUCAAGGCCGAGGCAGCCGAGCACCAGCACUUGCACCCGCACGAGGAGGAUCAGAGGCGCAUGGAGGAGGAGGGCCAGGAGAGAGUGUGGGAGUUGAUGAAGGCUGCGGCCGGGUGGGUGUCAAACGCGGUCGGGAAGGCGAGCGGUGGGAGAAUUAGGCUAAGUGACUCCUGGGAGCGGGAAGCGCAGGGGAUGAUGUCGGGUAGGGAGAGGCUGAGGAGUGGGAGUGGGACUGGGACUAGGCAUGCCGGAAUACUGGACGGGACGGAGGAAGUUGGGGAUGGGGAUGGAGGGUUGGAGUUGGCGAGCCGGUGAACCGAUGUUUCUUUCCUGAUGUAGAAGUCGGGUCAUUAAUGGUUGGAAUUGAAGCAACCGGCAGCUUGUUCGAAAUGUGCUGAGCUUGUACUGUGCUCCUAAAACAAGCAAGGAUGUCCGGACCGCACUACUGGACACAUUGAACGACGCACACAUUUCCGUUCUCCUUCUUUGACAUCACCCCUGCCUCAUAUUGCUGACCUCUCUCCCAAGCCACAUCUGAGUUCACUAUUCA
This is a messenger RNA of Chaetomium strumarium, 2578 nucleotides long. RefSeq names its product chloride channel. The transcript has 2 exons. Gene Ontology annotation, molecular function: voltage-gated chloride channel activity. The record is from RefSeq and is a predicted model, not a curated record. Gene Ontology annotation, biological process: intracellular iron ion homeostasis; transmembrane transport; intracellular copper ion homeostasis. Gene Ontology annotation, cellular component: plasma membrane; endoplasmic reticulum; early endosome. Lineage: Eukaryota; Fungi; Ascomycota; Sordariomycetes; Sordariales; Chaetomiaceae. Bases 367 to 2343 code for a protein of 658 amino acids.